UCAGUCUCAAUUUUGUUGUCAAAACGGCAAAAUACCCAAUUGCAUUGGACUUUUGCUUUUUUCAGAAAAAAAUAUGAAAUCUGUCGGUGUUUAAAUUUUUGAAAGAGCAAAACAGCUCAAUUUCAAGUGUUUGAUGCAUUCAUGUGCAGCUCUUUGUAACUUCUUCCUUUCUUUUUUCGCAAUUGCUCACUUAUCAUCUGCUACUAUGUUUACAAAAUGAGUCUUUUUGCCGCUAUAAGUUAUUAUAUUCCUUCACAGUCAGGCAAAAAGUUGAUAUCCUUCCUAGUGGCUUCAUUCUUGUUCCUUUAUACCCUAUUCUUAUUAUUCGGUGGAUUUCAAUUUUUGAUAUUUCUGAUAGUUGGUUUCGCCCUGGGAUCGUAUAAUUCUUACAAUAGCAGCAGUAGCAAUUAUGACAGUCAGCAUAUACAGUCUUUACAGAAAUACGAGCAAUAUCUUAUUGAUAAAAAAAAGCAAUUACCUAUAUCGGAUGAAACAGAAGAAAAGAUUGACGAUAAUAAUAAUGGACGUGUUGAACUAUCUUACCCGCCUUUAACAAAUGUUAUCAAUCCGUUGCUAGAUUGUAUUAUGAAGGAUUAUGUCCUCAGUUGGUGGGAUCCGUUGAAUAUACAUCACGAUGUGCAAUUCCAGAAAAUAGCAAGAGAAAGAUUGAAUUUAAUGGUGAUUAAUGUAGAAAAAAUAUUGAUGAGUCAAGAAAGGAAUGACAUUGUCAUGUCCGUGCUGUAUGGAUUAGCGAACACCCUCAUUAUUCACAUGAGAGAAUGUAGAGCCUUGGAAGAAUCGAACUUGUCCAUAGAGCAAUUUAUUUUCCAGAACCCCCAAUCACCUUUUGCUCAGCUAUUAUCAACAGAAGAGCAGCAAAUGCAAUUAAGAAAUCUCAGCACUUUGUUUUUGAAACGUACGCUACCCAAUACGACAGAUACCCUUCUAACAAGCUUAUUUACUGAACUUUUAGCAACUUACCUUUUUGGUGGAAUUAUCGAUACUUUCAGCGAUCCAGACUACUUAAAUGCUUGGAUUGUCGACCUUCUUAAACCAACUAUUACUACCACCUCCACUCCUAGUGAAUCUGAUAUGCAAAAAAAUACGUUUCUGACGCCACCAGCUACACCAGAGCCUUCUACUAUGAACAUUACAAAUACAACACAGCAAACGGAACUGCAGUCAUCACCAUCUUCUUCAUCUCUUACUACUAAUGCUGAUACGUCAGUCGUACCAGCUAUGAUCUUCCCUCUGGGCACUGUCAAUUUUACGAUCAUGGAUAUUUCACAGCCAUCAUCCUUGCCUCCAAAUAAAUCAGAAAUGCUCUAUAUUAUACAGAUUGAAAGACCUGCUGCAGCACAUCAACAGCACCAUUCAUCCUCUGAAGGCGGCGGAUACGUUAUUACACGUACUUUUGCUGAUUUUGAAAGUUUUCAUACUCUAUUGAGUGCCAAGCAUUUCAACAGAAUUCGCACCUUGCAAUUAAAACUACCUUCCUUUCUAGCAUCCUCUCCUCCAUCCUCACACUCAGCAUCAUCAUUGCUCCAAAAGGGCAAUUCACAACAAACUCAGCCUAAGGACAUAAGUCAAGAAUUAGAAAAUUAUAUUGAUAAGAUUGUGCAAGAUGAAGAAUUAGGUACAGAACCUAUCAUUUUAUCCUUUUUAGGAAAAGAAAGUCAAUCCAAAGAACAGAAUGUAUCGUUUGCAGAAGAAUACAAAGCAGAGGUCGCCAAUGCUUACUCGAUUCUUCUAUCGUCCUCUUUGUCAAGCAACAGUACGUCUUUGCCGUCACUUGCGAAAACAAAAAUAUCCUCUUCCAAAAUCUCCUCUACCACUUCUGCUACGGCCACCAAUACUGUUAUAGAGAACGGAAGAACAUCCACAUCAAGCAUUCGAAGCAAUACCCCAUCUUCAUCCUCAUUAUCAUUACCUGAAUUACCAGCUAUUGUAACUGACCCACAUCCAAUGAUAAUUUCUACAUCGUCAUUGUCGUCCCCUUCGCCUCCAUCCACAGCAACAACACACCAAAAGCAGCCUGCUAUGCCGUUAUCUACCAUGGAUGUGGAGCUUUUAAUUGAAACAACGUAUGCUCUUGUUAUUGAAACUUUUCAACUAUCAGCAGGAUUUAAUACCACGAAUAAAAAAGCAACGUGGAUGAGACGGUCUAUUUUGAAUCUGUUGAGAGAAAUCGUACGCCGAUCUUAUACUCAAUUUAUUUCUGAACAGUACAAUGAUUUUGUUGAAGCCUAUAUUUCACCAGAUGCCAUCGUACACAUGUUGGACCAAUUGCAAAAUAGUUUUUGGCCAGAUGAUACAGAAGAAGCUGGAACAGCUGCAGCAGACCAACGUAGUAGUCAUUUGUACGAUGAUGAGGUGAAGGAGCGAGGAGUAGGAAAAGAAAAAGUUAAUACAAGUGACAGUGUUCAGCCAACAACAAAAACGAACGACAAGCAGAAGCAGUUGGCCAGAGAAUUGCUGAUGACAGAACUAAUACCAUCCACUGUUAGACAACUUAUUGGUGACCAAAAUUGUAAUAUGGCUAUGCAUCGUAUCUGGGCGAGAUGUCAAGAUCCUCAGUUAAACCGUGUUUUGAUUUUGCAAAUAUUAGAACGUAUCGUAAAACCCAUUUUAGGUUAAAUAAACCAUUGCUCGUAAUAAAUUUAGACAGAUAAUGCAAUGGACACAAUACACAAAGUUGGUUUUUGCACAGAAUACGACAUUACAUAUUUUUACAUGUGUAACGCUAAAUGUUAUUAAAUUCUUCCUCUUGUGCACAAUGGAUAAGUUUGAUCUUAUACUU
Messenger RNA from Mycotypha africana, 2800 nucleotides. Its product is annotated as PXA domain-containing protein. The record is from RefSeq and is a predicted model, not a curated record. The transcript is spliced from 2 exons. Gene Ontology annotation, cellular component: intracellular membrane-bounded organelle. Gene Ontology annotation, molecular function: phosphatidylinositol binding. Bases 217 to 2637 code for a protein of 806 amino acids. NCBI's taxonomy places the organism in Eukaryota, Fungi, Mucoromycota, Mucoromycetes, Mucorales, Mycotyphaceae.